Messenger RNA from Macroventuria anomochaeta, 384 nucleotides. RefSeq lists its product as uncharacterized. The transcript is spliced from 2 exons. Lineage: Eukaryota; Fungi; Ascomycota; Dothideomycetes; Pleosporales; Didymellaceae. The record is from RefSeq and is a predicted model, not a curated record. Bases 1 to 384 code for a protein of 127 amino acids.
AUGUCUACGAACGAACUUGAGGUUCAACCCGCUCAGACGGUCGAGGUCGGUCGCGCCGUAGUAAGACCUUUGCCACCUAAUAAGGCUGACCCAAUCACGCAGGAUGAGCACACACAAGAGGAGCACACACAGGAGCCGCUCACAAAAUCAGGCGUUGCUGAUGCAGGCGAGAACGCUGCUCUGGCAAGAGCAAGAUACAGACAGGGCCAGAUAGUGCACAUGGCCGUAAUUCAAGGAGGUGCUCGUAUAAAGGGCGUAUUCAGAGUCCACAAGCUGAUAUACAACCGUGCAGGCUGGGUUGAGUACCAGCUCAUAGAGGACCUUACAGGCCAGCUCUACAGGCAUGGUGCUGGGGUGCGCGAGAAGGAUCUGAAGCCCCAGUAA